GGGGCUGGGGAGACCAAGCCGCCUGCAGGGGAGGGGGGACGGAAGCGCUCUGCUCCCCGGUUUUUACCGCCUCCCCUGCAACUGGGUUGACCCGAGAGCUCUGGCCUCCACACCCCCCGGGACUUCUACCCACUUUACAAUUUUCCUUCCUGGCGUCCCAACGUCUCCCGGGAAUGUGCUCCCUCUCCACCCCAGACUCCGAAUUCCCAUUCAAAUUAAUAAUCCUUCUAAUAACCUGACCUCCUGCCCCUCCCUCUCUCCCAGCCUGCCUCACCCCCACCCCCUUCUCUUCCCUUCCCUUCCUCUCUCCCUCCCUCCCACCAGCCAGAGGGAAACCCGGGAAGCUGCUGGUGGGAGAUCGGAGGGAAAGAAAGUGGGGGGGGGUUGGGGGGGCGGAGAGGAAGGACAUGGUCCCUCGGGGGUUUGGCCGUCGCCUGCUAAGGGAGUUCCAGCCACCGUCAGCACCACUACUGCCACACUCCGGGCGAAUAGAGAGUGACGGUGCGCUGGGGGGACUUUUCCAUCCUCCUACCCCACGCUGGGGAGGAAGAGCUGCCACGAUCCCCUUCCCCUUCCCCUUCCCUCCGGAGGUGUUUUGAGGAUCCCCUUGACUUCAAGGAAGGAUUGACGGCCCACUCAGACCCCACAUAGUCUUCCUCCGAGCCCCGGUUUGGGCGGCAGCCUCUUCGACGUGGUGACCCUUUCCCCAUGACCCUAAGAUCCCACGAGUCCACCGUGGAUGGUGCGGAAGGGACUCGAAGCCGGUGGGGAGCGGCAGGUACAGCAGAGGAGCAGCCCUCGGAGGUGGCGAGUUUGGCUACUGCCAUGCGGGAAUUGAGCCAGGCAGGGUGGUACUGGGGAAGCAUGACUGUUAAUGAAGCCAAAGAAAAAUUAAAAGACGCCCCCGAAGGAACUUUCCUGAUCAGAGACAGUUCUCAUUCGGACUACUUGCUUACCAUAUCUGUCAAAACCUCAGCAGGACCAACCAAUCUCCGAAUCGAAUACCAGGAUGGGAAAUUUAGAUUGGAUUCCAUCAUCUGCGUCAAAUCCAGGCUGAAGCAAUUUGACAGCGUGGUACAUCUAAUUGAAUACUACGUCCGAACUUGCCGGGACAAGAGGACAGGUGCCGAAACCCCUCGGAAUGGAACCGUGCAUCUCUAUUUGACCAAACCCCUCUAUACUUCCACUCCGACUCUUCAGCAUCUCUGUAGACUCUCUAUAAACAAAUGUACAACUAAGAUCUGGGAAUUGCCUUUACCAACAAGACUAAAAGAUUACUUGAAAGAAUAUCAAUACCAGGUAUAAGUUUCUCUCUUUUUUCUACACAUGCCUCAUGUAGAAUCUCUCUGAAUGCAGCUAUGUAAAGAGAGCCAAAUUGUCACAGUCCUGGUUAGCCACGUGUCCAACCCAGAUAUGGGAUCCCUCAUAAGAACAACUGUAGUCAAACUAAUUUAAGUGUCCAAGGAAGGCUGGGGUAGGGUGGGUGGGAGCAAGCUAACUGUUAAAAUCCCCAUCAAUAUUCUCAUCCAAGUGACUUUUAGACUAAGAUGAGCCUCUCCCUUUUUUUGUGACUGAGUGUUUGGUGGUACAUUUGCUAAUCUAAGGGUUGAGGAAACCUCUUUUUUUGUUGUUUUUGUUUUUAAACUGGUCAUUUCUGCGUGUGAGUUCUUAGCUGUGGGGGCGUCAAGGGUACUUACUUGCUUCCAAGGUGUCUGGCUGGUGUUAAAGCUCAGAGCCAGCACCAAAAGAACUGGGAGGGGAGAUGUCAAGAUGGGGCUGCUCACAACUUACUUGCCUGAUGGUCAAGUGGUGUCUUAGGAUGUCUUUAUUUUACAUUCUGGUGUACUUGUUGAGAGUUUUUUUUUGUUCUUGUUAAACAGAACAUGCCUGUCAGUAUUUAUCUUUUGUUUUAUACCUUUCACCAAACCCAAAAGAGUGACCGUGAAAUCUUGUAUUUGUCUUUUGACUCCAAACGGCCGACAAUCUUGUGUGAGUAGAGAGUACUGUAGCCCUUUACUUUUAAAAAGGAGCCUUACUUCAGAAACAUUUCAAACUGGUGCAAAUGGACCUUGAUUUUCCUUGUUUUGUUUUUGUUUUUGUUUAAAAAAAAAAACAACGGCUAAAUACAAGAAUGUCAUGCUCCACAGGUGCAACUGACACCCUGGUGAUGAAAACAAUAUGUUUUAUCCUUGCCAAAGGAGCCAGGUCCUAACCUGUUGCCAUUUUCACUUUUUUGGAGGGGUGGGAAUGACUAUAAAAAUCAGUGUCUGUGUCGUCCUUGAAUUGUCUGACCACCGAGAAUCGGCAACUGUCUCCCUUCUACUAUGUAGAGUGCUUUGGACUUAAUUUUCUUCCAGAUGCAGGGGGAAAAUGUGCCUGUUUUCUUUUUUUUCCCAAAGUGUUUAUUCACGGCUGUUACUAAGUAUCCAACUUUGAUUAGAAUGUACUAAAUAAAACAAACGCCUUUUACAAGUUUCACUCCUUCCUUCUGAGUUGUAAGGAUCAUCACACUGACACAAAAAUAAAGUCUGGCUAUAAAAAU
Messenger RNA from Dromiciops gliroides (monito del monte), 2542 nucleotides. It is a transcript of the gene SOCS2, whose product is annotated as suppressor of cytokine signaling 2. Gene Ontology annotation, molecular function: 1-phosphatidylinositol-3-kinase regulator activity. Lineage: Eukaryota; Metazoa; Chordata; Mammalia; Microbiotheria; Microbiotheriidae. The record is from RefSeq and is a predicted model, not a curated record. Gene Ontology annotation, cellular component: phosphatidylinositol 3-kinase complex. The coding region runs from base 709 to 1305 and encodes 198 amino acids. The transcript has 3 exons. Gene Ontology annotation, biological process: intracellular signal transduction; phosphatidylinositol phosphate biosynthetic process.